Sphaeramia orbicularis (orbiculate cardinalfish) is the source of this 3778-nucleotide messenger RNA. It is a transcript of the gene tle2a, whose product is annotated as TLE family member 2, transcriptional corepressor a. The coding region runs from base 636 to 3017 and encodes 793 amino acids. Lineage: Eukaryota; Metazoa; Chordata; Actinopteri; Kurtiformes; Apogonidae. The record is from RefSeq and is a predicted model, not a curated record. Gene Ontology annotation, cellular component: transcription regulator complex; nucleus. The transcript has 20 exons. Gene Ontology annotation, biological process: negative regulation of canonical Wnt signaling pathway; regulation of DNA-templated transcription. Gene Ontology annotation, molecular function: protein binding; transcription corepressor activity.
GAGCGAGACAAAAGAGGCUGCGGCUGCAUUCAAUGUGCUGGUGGUGUGUCCGUCUCCGAAGCCACAAGCAAACCACAUCACCCCCCACCACCUCCUCCUCCUCCACCUCCUCCUUCUCCACCACCACCACCUCCUCCUCCUUCCUCUCUGGCCUGUUCUCUACGAGACAAGACGGCGAAAACACACAGGAGAGAGGGGACAGUGUAAUUGCUGGAAGCGCGAAGUUGAAGCGCUCCCUCGGACCUGCGGCGGAGGCUUUCCUUCUUCUUCUUCGGCUCCUUUUUUUCUUGUUCUUCUUCUUCUUCGUUCUCUUACCGUACACUACUCGCUACACGUCGAGUGCGGUGCGGUAGCGGCGGUGGCGGCGGCGGUGUGGGGUUGGAGAUAUAACCCAGAACAAAGGAGUCUUGAAGCGAGGAAUGAGCGAGCCGAGACUAGCUUUGCCAUUACCUUUGAAACCGGGCCAAAUGCCUCUCUGAGACCAACAAUAGUACGUCGCGGCUGCUCGUAUUUCUCGACGAAGCAUUCCGCCCCAAAGGAGAGCCAGAAGAAGGACCCAAAACAAUACAAUUUAAAAAAAAAAAAGAAGAAGAAGAAGAAACGCACAUUGAAAGACACAAAAGUCGGCGGUUACAAUGUUCCCUCAAAACCGACCACCGGCACCUCUACAGCCACCACCGGGGUCUUCAGCUUCAGUGGUGGCAGCAGCAGCAGCGGCGGCAGCUGCAGCAUCUGGGACGCCCCAAUCCCUGAAACUAACCUACCCAGAGACUCUAGACCGCAUCAAGGAGGAGUUUCAGUUCCUUCAGACCCAGUACCACAGUUUAAAACUGGAAUGUGAGAAAUUGGCUACAGAGAAGACAGAAAUCCAGAGACACUAUGUUAUGUAUUACGAGAUGUCCUAUGGCCUUAACAUUGAAAUGCACAAACAGACUGAGAUUGCCAAGCGGUUGAACGUGAUCUGUGCUCAGCUCAUCCCAUUCCUGUCACAGGAGCACCAACAACAGGUGGUCCAGGCCAUGGAACGCGCCAAACAGGUGACCAUGGGGGAGUUAAAUGCUUCGAUAGGGGUACGUGGGCUCCCCCCUCUGCCUCAUAGCCAGCAGCUUCAGGCUCAGCACCUCUCCCAGCAUGCCCAGGGUUUGCCAGUGGGCCCACACCCAUCAGGACUCCCCCACCCUGGCCUGACCCUAGGCGGAGGGUCCGGCCUACUGGCCCUGUCUGGAGCUCUAGGCGCCCAACUGGCCGCCAAGGAUGAGAGAGCACACCUCGAAGCUGCCGCUGCUGCCGCUGCUGCUGCAGAGCACCACAGAGACCGGGAAGCAGGACCGAGCUCUCUGUCCAAUGGGGAUAAAGGGCGCCCAGCAGACUACCUCAGCAACGGCAAGAAGAGGAAAGCUGAUGAGAAGGAGUUCAUGACAGACUAUGGCAGCGAUGCAGAUAAGAGUGAUGAUAAUUUGGUCGUGGACGAGGACCCGUCAUCCCCUCGCAGCGUGCAGUCCUACUCAUCCAGGGAGAACGGCCUGGACAAGAUGCCCCCGUCCCGUAAGGAGGGCCCCCCACAAGCCAGCCCCACCUCCCUGGCCUCGUCCAGCAGCGCCACCUCCCCCUCCCGCAGCAAGGAGCCCCCACAGAGGGAGAAAUCCAGUACUCCAGGUAUGAAGCCGGGAACACCCAUGUCUCAAGAGUCGAACACGCCUGGACCUAGCGGCCCCCCGCAGUUCAGACCUGUCCCGGGUAAACCUGGUGUGGAUCCCCUUGCUCUGGGUUUGAGGAACCCUCUGGCUGUACAGGGAGCGUAUCCUCCUGGGGCGUUUGGCCUGCCUCCUCCGGGGGUGAACGGCGACCUGCCUGGGGCAGCGGGCUACGGCGCCGGUCUCCACUUAGUCUCCCCCCAGAUGAAUGGAGCUGCCGCGGCAGCAGCAGCGGCCGCCGCGGGCUAUGGACGGUCCCCUGUGGUGGGUUAUGAGUCUCCACACCCACAUAUGAGGGUCCCUGGGCUGCCUGCCAGCCUGCAGUCAGCCUCCGGAAAACCUGCCUACUCGUUUCAUGUGAGUGCAGAUGGACAGAUGCAGCCGGUGCCCUUUCCACCCGACGCCCUGUUGGGCCCGGGGAUCCCUCGCCACGCCCGUCAGAUCCACACCCUGAACCACGGAGAGGUGGUGUGCGCCGUCACCAUCAGCACGUCCACGCGUCACGUCUACACCGGAGGCAAAGGCUGCGUUAAGGUGUGGGACAUCAGCCAACCUGGCAGCAAGAGUCCCAUGGCCCAGCUGGACUGUCUGAACAGGGAUAACUACAUCCGUUCCUGCAAAUUACUAUCUGACGGACGGACGCUGAUUGUGGGUGGGGAGGCCAGCACUCUGUCCAUCUGGGAUCUGGCUACGCCCACCCCUCGCAUCAAAGCGGAGCUGACGUCGUCUGCCCCCGCCUGCUACGCCCUGGCCAUCUCCCCCGACAACAAGGUCUGCUUCUCCUGCUGCAGCGACGGCAACAUCGUGGUCUGGGACCUUCACAACCAAACUCUGGUCAGGCAGUUCCAGGGACACACAGACGGAGCGAGCUGCAUCGACAUCUCCAACGACGGCACCAAACUGUGGACGGGAGGACUGGACAACACGGUCCGCUGCUGGGACCUCCGAGAAGGACGCCAGCUCCAGCAGCACGACUUCACCUCACAAAUCUUCUCUCUGGGCUACUGUCCCACAGGCGAGUGGCUGGCUGUGGGAAUGGAGAGCAGUAAUGUGGAAGUCCUGCACGUCUCCAAACCCGACAAAUACCAGCUGCAUCUCCACGAGAGCUGCGUUCUCUCCCUCAAAUUUGCCUACUGUGGUAAAUGGUUUGUGAGUACAGGGAAAGAUAACCUCCUGAAUGCGUGGCGGACGCCGUAUGGAUCAAGCAUUUUCCAGUCGAAGGAGUCCUCGUCAGUGCUCAGCUGUGACAUCUCCCCUGACGACCAGUUCAUCGUCACCGGCUCAGGGGACAAGAAGGCCACAGUCUACGAGGUCAUCUACUGAACUCUGAUUGGCUGAAAUAACUUGAUAAUAAAUAACAGGGCUCGCUCCUGCACCAAUGACUGUACAGAGCGCCGGCGGCAUCGGAAACAAGAGACACUCGACUUCUACUUUGUUGUUUUUGUUUUCGUUUGUGAAAGAAAUGAGAGACAGAAGGAAAAGUGAAGGGGCACAAAGUCACAUCUCUGGAAAAAAAACAACGCUGAACUUUGUUUAUAAAGCUCUGAAAAUGCUGGUUAGACAAUAGCUGUGCAACUGUGGGAUUCCUCCAAAGAACUUUUGUUUUUGUUCCUUUUUUUCUCCCUUUUUUACAAAAAAAAAAAAAACAAAGUAAAACCUCUGUAGUGAACAAGAAAUUAGAAAAAAAAAAGAAAAAAAUAAAGUUAUUUUUUUAGCCUUUGAAUUUUUCGCAGACAGUCGGACCGCACCAUGUGGAUAGACAAGAGAAAGAAGACAGAGAUGGUGGACUGAAGUGGACUGGGACGGGUUCAGGUCCCAGUCUGCAUCAUGUUUUGACCUGGUUCAGGCUGGUCCGACCCGGCUCAGUUCAGUGCGGAGCUUGCGUGGCAGACGGCUGGUCGGGGUCCUGUGGGGGUCGGGGUACCGUGGGGGUCCAGCCCUUCUCCUCCUGGUUCGGUUUCAGCGGCACCAUGAUUGUAUCUUCUGUGACAGAACCGGGCUCCGUUUCCUCUCAAGUGUCCUGAGACCGAGUUUGUUUUUGUUCCCUGUAUUUGUUUUUGCUGUCGGUUUUUUUUUGUUUUUUU